Molecule: messenger RNA, 369 nt
Organism: Moneuplotes crassus
Lineage: Eukaryota; Ciliophora; Spirotrichea; Euplotida; Euplotidae
Source: the annotation of a GenBank genome assembly
AUGGCUGAUAGAGAAGCAAGACUGAGAGAAAAGUUCCUUAACAGAGAAUCUGCCAAACAGAUUGAAGAAGAGGAAAAAUCGAAACCAGAAAUUUUUCAAGUGAAACCAUCUACAGAUAAGCCAAAGGUAGAUAUUCAGAAAAUAUGCAAGCUUCAAGAAAUUAAGGAGGGUUUUAGUAAAUUCAUGGAUAAAGUUCACACUGUGAUGUUUCUACUUGCAGGAAUCUUCUUAGCAGCAAAUAUAAAGAGAAAUAUCGUACCUCAGUUUACCUCAUUUACGAUGCUAUUUGCUCUCUUGGAGAUAUGUCUUCAACUGUAUAAAUCAAUUGUGCACAAAUUUCAAUUUCAAGAUCUACAAGUUAGUUUUUAA